Molecule: messenger RNA, 941 nt
Organism: Verruconis gallopava
Lineage: Eukaryota; Fungi; Ascomycota; Dothideomycetes; Venturiales; Sympoventuriaceae
Exons: 1
Coding region: 91-777 (228 amino acids)
Source: RefSeq, a predicted model, not a curated record
AUUAAACGAAUGGAUAUCUUUGCUUUCGAUAUUUUCUGAAUUAGCAAGAAUCUUUGUAGGGGAUCCGACAUUGUCACCAUCAUCAUCACCAUGACCAAUGAUAUCAAGCCUAUCAAGAUUUGGGGCCGUGGGGGCCCAAACCCUCCGAAAGUCGCUAUCGUACUCGUGGAGCUGGACCUUCCACAUGAAACAAUCCUGCAGCCUCUUUCCAAAGUCAAAGAACCAGAGUACCUCGCAAUUAAUCCCAAUGGUCGCGUCCCAGCGAUUUACGAUCCGAAUAAUGACUUGACCCUUUGGGAGUCCGGAGCAAUCAUUGAAUACCUUAUCGAAAAGUAUGAUACUUCGAAUCGAAUCAGCUUCCCUGCAGGCAGCAAUGAAGCACAGCUUGUGAGGCAAUGGCUCUACUACCAGGCCAGUGGCCAAGGUCCGUAUUUUGGACAGGCAAGCUGGUUCAAAAAAUUCCACCCUGAGCGCGUUGCCAGCGCACUUGAGCGAUACGUGAACGAGAUCAAUCGUGUUACAGGUGUAUUGGAGGGAUGGCUCGAAAAACAGAAAGUGGAGCAUCCUGGCGCUGCCGACGGACCGUGGCUUGUUGGCGGCAAGUAUACGGUUGCAGAUUUGGUGUUUGCGCCUUGGUACACAGUUCUUGGGUAUGUCGUCAAGGGAGAGGAUGGCUUUGAUAUUGAAAACUUCCCCGUUGUCAAGGAUUGGGUUGGGAGAAUCUCAGCUAGAUCAGCAGUCAAACAAGUUUUCGCCAACAUUCAGCCUAUUUUGUAGGUCGGGAAGCUGAAGAGAGCGAUGUGAAAUGUGCUUUGCACAGAACAGCCAUGAUAUAGACACAUUUACAUCGAUAUGAGUUAACCAGACACUGCUGCAAUAACAAAGAGUUUGAUCCGACUCUCUUCUUUUGUGCUCGCUAGAUAGUCGACCAAUACCGCCUG